AUGGAGAUUGAAAGCAUGGUGGCAAAUAGUGCUCUUAUUAAAGCCAGAGAAGGUGGAGGGGGUAAAGGCAGAAGCUGGAAGUGGAAAGAGAUGCUUCGCUUUCCUCACAUUAAUCAGUGCAUGGAAAUGGCCAUGAAUAUAGAGCGAGACUACUAUAGUCUGUGUGUGAAGCAGCCUAUUGGCAAGAAACUGUUUCAGCUCUUCUGUCGGAGUCGGCCUGAUCUGCAGAACUACAUUUCCCUCCAGGACGCUUUGGACAUGUUUGAGACAAAGUCAGACGAGGAGAGGAGAGUUUUCGGCAUCAGCAUCGUUCAGAGAUUCCUCAUGAGUCAGUCCAGUCAGUGCGUGCCCAUCGUGCUGAGACACAAACAGAGCUGCAUCCAGAAUCUGGAGCUGGAUCCCUGCAGCGAUGUCUUUCAUGAGUGCAUGGAAGACCUACAUAAAUACCUCAGUGGAGAGCCCUUCAUGCAGUACCAGGAGAGCAUGUUUUUUGACCGUCUGCUACAGUGGAAGAUGUUGGAGAGGCAGCCCAUCACCAAGCAGACGUUUAGACAGUACAGACUACUGGGGAAAGGAGGGUUUGGAGAGGUGUGGGCUUGUCAGGUGCGAGCCACAGGAAUGUUGUACGCCUGCAAAAAGCUGGAGAAGACUCAUGUGAAGAAGAGGAAAGGAGAAGGCAUGGCUCUCAAUGAGAAACAGAUACUGGAGGCGCUGGACAGUCGAUUUGUGGUGAACCUGGCGUAUGCUUACGAGACCAAACACUCCCUGUGUAUGGUUUUGACCAUGAUGAGCGGUGGGGACUUGAAGUUUCAUAUUUAUAACAUCGGCGUGCCCGGCCUGGACAAAGACAGAGUGAGGUUCUACGCUGCAGAGGUCUGCUGUGGUUUAAUGCACCUCCACCAAAAGUCAAUAAUAUAUAGGGAUAUGAAACCAGAAAACAUUCUCUUGGAUGACAAUGGACACAUCCGCAUCUCUGACCUUGGCCUGGCUGUGAGUCUGUCUGAAGGGAAACUGGCGCGAGGCAUGGUGGGCACGCUGGGAUAUAUGGCUCCCGAGGUGAUCAACCACAGGCCUUACGGGGUGAGCGUCGACUGGUGGGGCCUCGGCUGUCUGAUCUAUGAGAUGACUGCAGGGCAGCCCCCGUUCAGGACCCGAGGAGAGCAUCCUAAACCCAUGGAGAUGGAGCGAAGGAUUCAGACUGAACAGGAGGAAUACGGUGACAAGUUCAGCACGGAGGUGAAAGACCUCUGUUCCUUGCUGUUGACCAAGGACCCGAACCAGAGGUUGGGUUGCCAGAGCUCAGGGGGGAGGGAAGUAAAGUCGCACCCUUUCUUCCAGCUAAUCAACUUCAGGAUGCUGGAGGCAGGACUCGUCAAGCCCCCAUUUAAACCUGAUCCCAGACAGGUGUACUGCAGCGACGUGCAGGACAUUGACGAGUUUUCUACAGUGAAGGGAGUCAUUCUGAACCACGAAGACAACUACUUCUACUCCAAGUUCAACACAGGCAGCGUCCCUAUAACCUGGCAAAACGAGGUGAUAGAGACAGGAUGUUUCCAGGAGCUGAAUAUUUUUGGCCCUGCGGGAUCUCGAUCUCCGGACCUCGAGUGGUCCCAGGCGCCCGAGAACCCCAAACGCGGCCUGCUGCACCGCCUCUUCCGCAGAAACCAGCAUCCGGAGUCGUCAGACGAAAGCAGACAGAACUUGGUGUCCCACGAGAGCUACAUGACGUCUGGACUCGUCAGCUCCAGCCUCUGAGGACUGCCGCAGCACAGAGACUGCUUUAAAGACACUAACGUACGAAGUGAAUCUCUGUGAAUCCCAGCA
Molecule: messenger RNA, 1824 nt
Organism: Micropterus dolomieu (smallmouth bass)
Lineage: Eukaryota; Metazoa; Chordata; Actinopteri; Centrarchiformes; Centrarchidae
Gene: grk5
Product: G protein-coupled receptor kinase 5
Exons: 16
Coding region: 1-1755 (584 amino acids)
Biological process (GO): protein phosphorylation; signal transduction; regulation of signal transduction
Cellular component (GO): cytoplasm
Molecular function (GO): ATP binding; G protein-coupled receptor kinase activity
Source: RefSeq, a predicted model, not a curated record